GUUUCCCUCUUGCUUCCUGGAAAAUAUGGCGAUCGUUGUGCGGUUCUGUUCGUGACGUUGUUGAGGUUAUAACUUCCAGUCACCAUGCAGAGAGUCGGAUCAGCCAUACUAGAGCAAGGUAUGGGUAACGAGAAGGCAUCGAAAGUGUCGCAGGAUGGAGGUGACAGGCAGCCAGAUGGAGACAGAAAAACCGUCUUUCUUGUAGUUAUCAUGCUAGUCAUUGAUCUCCUGGCCUUCACCAUGAUUCUUCCUCUUCUACCAACGUUGCUUGACUACUAUGGAGAACAUGACGAGAGUGGACUUUAUGAUUGGCUAGUAGACAAAGUGGCAGACUUCAGGGAUCUUCUCGGUGCUCCAGACACGAGGAAGUUUAACUCGGUGCUGUUUGGAGGAUUGGUAGGGUCGCUGUUCUCACUACUGCAGUUUCUCGCCUCGCCUGUGAUCGGCGCCCUCUCUGACGUGUAUGGACGCAAACCCAUGAUGUUGCUGAGCAUGGUUGGUGUCGCGAUCUCCUAUGGUGUCUGGGCGCUGUCAAGUAAUUUCCUCAUCUUCGUGCUGGCUCGCGUCAUUGGCGGCAUCAGCAAGGGCAACGUGAGCCUGAGUACGGCAAUCGUCACCGACGUCUCGACCCCAAAGACUCGAGGUCGUGGCAUGGCAAUGAUAGGCGUCGCGUUCUCAGUGGGUUUCACCGUGGGUCCAAUGAUCGGAGCAGCAUUCACACGCAUGUCUACGGGUGCAGAGGGUUUCUACAUUGCUCCCGCACUUUUCGCGCUGACUCUCGCUGUCAUUGACAUUCUGGUCAUCUUCGUGGCUUUCAAGGAGACACUGCCUGCAGAGAGGAGGUCAAAGUCUCUGGGCAGUGGAGUGAGUGGUGCCCUGGACUACAUCAAUCCAGUAUCACUCUUUCGCUUCAGUGCUGUCCAACAGGUCAGCGUGAAAGAUAAGGUGAUGAUGGCAAGACUAGGGCUCAUCUACUUUCUAUAUCUGUUUUUGUAUUCUGGACUGGAGUUUACACUUACCUUCCUCACACACAUGCGUUAUCAUUACACCAGCAUGCAGCAAGGCAAGAUGUUCUGCUUCAUAGGUAUCAUCAUGGCACUCGUCCAAGGUGGCUAUGUGAGAAGAGUCAAGGCUGGAAACGAAAAGAGAACAGCGUUAAUGGGUCUGAUUCUUGUGAUACCAUCUUUUGUUAUCAUCGGAAUUGGAGUGUCUCCUAGCAUUUUCUACGUGGGAUUGGCAUUAUACUCGUUCUCAUCUGCCACAGUGGUUCCGUGUAUAACCACGAUGAUCUCAUCCUAUGGCUCUACUGAACAAAAGGGUACUAUGAUUGGCAUAUUCCGCUCACUCGGAGCGCUUGCUAGGGCUCUUGGACCCUUCGUUGCUUGCGGUGUGUACUGGAUCGCUGGCCCAAUGCCCUGCUACACGAUCGGUGCAGCUUUACUCUUCUUUCCUCUCCUGCUGCUGCAUCACACGAAGAUGUAGCAGUGUGUUGACAACGAUUGUCGUCUAACGCACAGCUGUGGCACCAAGACAAGUCCCAGCUCAUUUUCUCGUUACAUGGAUAUUGGGAGCAAUUGGUUUUUAAGAGAGAACUUAUAUUUAUAUUAUUACUAAUAAUAGGUGUAUGGUGAUGUACGUGUCCUGUCUUUAUUGUUUGUGUGGGCGUGAAUGAACUACCGGUGCUUGAGUAUUGUCGGAAACCACUUUUGGCCCUUUAAGGCAUGCACAAUUGCUAACCAGAGAUGGAGCCACAUGCCGGGCAGUUGUUCAAUGCAAUCAUGACCCUGCAAUGUGGACGAUUCCUUCAUAGAUUCACUGCUGAAUUUACAGUCGUACAUUUAUCAAGAACCCAUGUGUUAUUUACUUUGUUAUGGUUAAAGUAUAUUGAUUAAUUCUGGACAUUUGUUCUCAUAUGCUGACAAUGGGUUAGCUUGCGAUAGUAUCAGUUGAACAAAAACGUGACAAUCGAUGCUGUAUUACCGAGAGCAAUAAUCUGUAAUAAAAUUAUUUUGUUGGUACCUGUAAA
Messenger RNA from Priapulus caudatus, 2026 nucleotides. Its product is annotated as major facilitator superfamily domain-containing protein 10-like. Gene Ontology annotation, cellular component: brush border membrane. Gene Ontology annotation, biological process: transmembrane transport. Gene Ontology annotation, molecular function: transmembrane transporter activity. The transcript is spliced from 13 exons. NCBI's taxonomy places the organism in Eukaryota, Metazoa, Priapulida, Priapulimorpha, Priapulimorphida, Priapulidae. Bases 85 to 1482 code for a protein of 465 amino acids. The record is from RefSeq and is a predicted model, not a curated record.